UCCAACACUUUUGCUACUAUCUCUUUGCAUUUGCCGCUCGAAAACAUAUUUCAACUUGACAGAACUAUGGGAAGGUUAUAGUAACAAACGUUAUGGCUUCUGAGUCGUUUGUGAAAUGGAGAAAAAAAGCGAUUCUGAUGCAGAACAUUCACUUUGGUCUCAGGACACAGAGCUUAUCAGUGUACCUUCAGAAGAAAACAAUCUAUCCCUUGAAAUUAGUUCAACAGCUUUACCAUUGGAACCAGAUGAUUCAGAUCAAAGUGGAAGGAAUGUUCCUUCCACCACUGCGUGCUCAACUCCGCAUGAAAGUAAGCUAGCACUGAGUGCAAAGCGAAGAUUUGAAAGUUCAUCAGAAGACCUAAGCCCCAGAAAAAAGAAGACAAAGGGUUCAAUAAGUCCUGUCCGUAGACCUGCUCUCUUUAGCUCUUCCAAUGGAACAGAAUUCACGAAUGGCUCAGAUAGUGAAAUUACAAGUGGGGGAAUGAAUAUGAAUCUUCAUAGUAUAAAGAAACCCGAAGUUAUUUAUGCUAAAGCUAGUUCUUCUGAUUUAUCUGCUGAGUCGUCAAACCAGAAAUCAGACUCUCAAGCCAGUACAUUUUUAAAAGCCAUGUCUCCUCCGACUACAUAUUUAGAAAAAGUGAAAUCAUUUAAAAAGAAAGAUCAGGAUAAAGAACCAGCGGCGAAGGAAAGUAAAAUUAAGCAUUUCACCGAGGAAUUUGUUUGCUCAAUUUCUUAUACCAUAGAUGAAAUGAAGAAAGACUUAGUAUCUCUUAAUAUUAAAGAGGUUAGCAGACCUCUGUGCGAUUCAAAAAAUGCUUCAAACAAGUUAUCUCUAUCUAGUGGAACGCUUGCUGAUAUAUCUGGAUCUGAUGGAGGAAGUGGCCAUAGUGGUAUUGAAAAAUUCACCUUGCCUCCAAAGCUGUCGAUAACAUCAACUAGCAGUAUGUCAUCUGUAUCCAGUUCUUCAUCAUCAUUGCCAAGCACUGCAAAUAAGCUUCAGCAUUCCUUGAAUAAAUUUCUGGUCCCUCAAGUUUUGGAGCUGAAGAAGCAGAUGGAUUACAGAUGCAAGAGUAACGUCUGCCAAUGUUUUUGUUCGAAGUUCGUGGCUUGUUUAUUGAAACAACACUUGCCUUCAAGAUGCAUCACUCCUGAAAUGUUGAGCAGUUCAUCUGAAAACAUAAAAACCGAUUCGCAGGAAUUCAUGGAUGGACAGCAAGAAAUUACCAACAAACAACUUCUUAAAAAGCAUAAAUCAGAUGUUCCAGUUAUAUCUGAGGAAGUUUCUGAUGAAUCCAAGUUUCCGUGUAACAGCAGUCAAUCAAGUAUAUAUGUUCCGUCUUGCACUAAUUUACCAGUAUUUGCAAAGUGGCCUGGUAACUCCUGGUUUUAUCCUGGGAUCAUUGAAAAUGCUGACGAGGACACUUGGCAUACCAGCAGCCAUUUGGAGGUCAAAUUCUGUGACGGGACAGUGAGGAAUACAAGAACUACUAACUUGUUCCCUGCUUAUUUACUACCCACCAAAACUGAGGUUACUUAUGAAAAAGAUGGGAACAGUGAAACAAUUAUUAUUACCUCAGUUAACAGGCUUCCAAAUAAUGAAUUAUUGCUGGUGUCAGAAUCAGGUGAAUCCACACCUUUCCAGAAAAUCUGUUUCUCCAGUGCUCAUUAUAAAGAAUUUCUGAAGGAAAAUAGCGCUGUUCUAACUCCAAGAAAGACUCCUAAAUUUUCCAUUAGCAUAGCUAAUGUUCAGCAAGGCAAGCGAGCACGUAAGGUUGUUAGGACCGGAAGUUCUUGUAAUUCUGAAUCUAAACCUAAGUUUAGUUCGUCUUCUAAGAAGACUCCUUCCUCUAGAUUAAAAGUAACUAAAAGGGGAAGAGGUAUAAGCGAUGGGUCAUCGAACGAUUUGGCCAAAAGCGAAAAGAAAAAGAUCAGGAUUUCCAGCCAAAAGAAAUCUAACAUUGAAGCGAAAGUUAAAGAAACGAGUACGCCUCAUAUUGAAGUUGAAACUGAAAAAAAAGAAGUUGUCAGAAAACUAUGCUUAGAGGCGGAAACUCCUGGUUGUUCUUAUAAAGAUUGCAAAGAUACCCAGAAAUUGGACUCUUCUGAACAUUCACUCAGUACUGAUACCGAAUCGUCAGGGAUUCAAAAAAUAGUUGUGGAUGAAAUAUCUUGUCCGACCUUGGAUGAAGAAUUGAUAAUCGACAUAUCGAGGAGAUCUUUUAGAAACAAGUCUAGCUGGAAGAAGACGACUGGAUAUGUUCCGAAGUAUGAAGACAAUAGAUUAGGCCCACUUCCAGAAAUGGAAUGUUUUUCAAAUUAUAAUUUUGUUUUGACUCAUUCAAAAAAGAAGUUGAAGCCAAUACGGAAAUCUUCAGAAGAGGAAACAUUUAGUGAAGAAGGAACUGAUUUUGAAGAUUAUUAUGAAACAAAGGUUCCUUUUGACUACCUUUGGUUGAGGGAACAGAUUUUGUCAGGAGGAGGAAAAGUAUUCAAGAGCUUGCUAGAUGUUCACAAAGAAGAAUAUUCUAACACCAUUGUCAUAGCUGACAAUAUUUUUGAAACACCAAAUUACUUAUUGGCAGUAUCUCUUGGGAUUCCCAUUUAUAGGCACGAUUUGAUUAUUGAUUGCUGUAUUAAGAAAAAGCAUUUGAAAGAUGUGAUAAGUCAUGCCAUGAAAAUGCCUAAUGGAAGAUCGUUAGACUCAGGUGAGUGGGUCGAAACGUCGGCACGUUGUUCCUUAAAGGGCUAUUGCUGUCUUUUAUCUCUAAAUGUGAAUCCUAGCACUUUAAAAUUUUGGAAAAAGUUACUGCUAAAUGCUGGUGCAGUAGUGAUAGAGGGCGAUUUAAUAAAAAUUAUUUCAGAACAGCAGAGCCGUAUCAGUUUCAUCAUUGGUGAUCCAUCUCUUCCCGAAGAAAUACUUAUUCUUGCAAACUGCUACCAAAUACCUACCGUCUCAACCAUUUGGCUUUCUCAGAGUAUUAUUCAAGGCAAACCUAGAAGUUAUAAUGCCCACCCUGAGUACGAUAUUUAUUAUAUUGCAUCCUGAGAACUGGGCCCAACACUUCUGAAAACUUAUACUAUAGUAUUGCCGUUUGCUUGAAAAGUAUUUUAGUAUUUGAAACGGGUAUUUUAUAUAAUAUAACUGCCUCAGGUUAUACGGGAUGCUAAAAGAAUCUUUUGCUCAACUUUAUAUAUGUAUAUAUAUAUAUAUUUUUUGUCUCUCUUGGAUAUUAAAUACUCCAAAGUAUUGUUAGGUUAUUGCCAUAUUUUGGUAAAAGUGACUAAUGUGAAACAAUCAUUUAUUAGGUUUGUUAAAGCAAUCCAUGACAUUAUUCUUUGUUUUUUAUAUAUUUUGUCAAUUUUUUUUUAAAAUUUUAGUUAGAACUUUUAUUCAGGUAGUCCUGAAUAAUUAUAUAUACAGUCAUUUUUCUUAAUUUGGUUUUAGUUAAAUUAUUUCAUAUGAUUCCCCUUCUUAUUACUGUGAUUAUAUAUGAACGCGAGAUAAUCUUAUAAUUUUAAUAGUUUCUCUAAAGUAUUGACGUCUUAUUUUUUCUUGACUUUCCUUUAUUGAAGGAAUCGUUAAUAAAUUUCAGUUCCUGAGAACUUUGUAUAGUGCUGAAAACAUAAAAUAUUUUCUUUUAUAAUUGAUUCGUUUUCAAUUUUUUUUUUCUUUUAUGAAUAAUUUUGAGUGUGUCCCCCUCCCCCGUCAUUGACUUAUUUACAAAUAAUCGUACAGAUCUACUUCAUAAUUAUGAGCAGUAGAAUUAAAUCCAGGACUGCCUGUAUUAAAAGAAUUAUUUUUUUAUAUUUAUUUUCCAAUGAGCAUUAAAAUCAAUCAUAUAAAAUAUAUUAUUCUAUUUUGUAUUAAGUACCGUGUUAUACUUUUUUUUAUAUAUAUAGUUCAAUAGAAUCUCUUAUAUUUGUAAAUGAGACAAAUUAAUCCAAAUAUGAAAGUUAUGAAUGUUUAUAUAAAUUAUUUAUUGAUUGUUAUUUAAAUAUUUUUGGUUCUCUUAUGGUGCAUUUAUUUUAAAAAAAUCUAUUUACUAUUUUUGAAAGUUUAUGGACAAAAUAGAUUAUAAUUGUGCAAUUAAUGUAAUAAGAUUCAAAUCCUAUUCCAUUGGCCAGUAUUUGUGUGGCCUAAUAAAAAAUUGUUCUGUUUUUUGUUAAAGAAUUAUUGUGAGUUUUUUUUUGUUGUUUUUAGAGAGAUAUUAAUAUUUAUAAUAUUAAGUUAGACAUAUGUCAGAUUAAUAUGUCGAAUGUGAAUUUUUUUAUAUUGUUUUAUUAAAUAAAUUAUAUUUUUGCCUGGACAUUGCCUCAA
Messenger RNA from Nezara viridula (southern green stink bug), 4318 nucleotides. The record is from the annotation of a GenBank genome assembly. Lineage: Eukaryota; Metazoa; Arthropoda; Insecta; Hemiptera; Pentatomidae.